Acanthisitta chloris (rifleman) is the source of this 1434-nucleotide messenger RNA. RefSeq names its product prolyl-tRNA synthetase 2, mitochondrial (putative) (gene PARS2). The annotation marks the transcript as partial. The record is from RefSeq and is a predicted model, not a curated record. Gene Ontology annotation, biological process: prolyl-tRNA aminoacylation. Gene Ontology annotation, molecular function: ATP binding; proline-tRNA ligase activity. NCBI's taxonomy places the organism in Eukaryota, Metazoa, Chordata, Aves, Passeriformes, Acanthisittidae. Gene Ontology annotation, cellular component: cytoplasm; mitochondrion. The transcript is spliced from 2 exons.
GCUCAGGCUCUCUCCGGCGCAGCCAUGGAGACCUUGCGGAGGAGGUGGCAGCUCCUGGCGCUGAGCACCCAACUGCACAGCAUCAGGCGCCGUCACAGCGGCUCCCCAGGCAGGGCCAAGCGUAUGCUGCUCUCCCAGCUCUUCCAGCCCCUCUCGCUGCCAAUGGGCAGCAAGGCAGGGUGCGACGGCCGGGGAGGCCCCCCCUGCCGCAGCCAGCGGCUGAUGCUGCAAGGGGGGCUCAUCCGCCCCGCCAGCCCCGGCUGCUACUGCUACCUGCCGCCCACCGUGCGCGCCAUGGAGAAGCUCAUCAGGGUGAUGGAUGAGGAGAUGCAGGCUGUGGGUGGGCAGAAGCUCAGCAUGCACAGCCUGUGCUCGGCAGAGCUGUGGCGCGCUAGCGGCCGCUGGGACCAGAUGGGGCCGGAGCUCUUCCGGCUGGUGGAUCGGCACAACCACAGCUACUGCCUGGGCCCCACACAUGAGGAGGUGGUGACGGAGCUGGUGGCCUCUCAGAGCCACCUGUCCUACAAGCAGCUCCCGCUGCGCCUCUACCAGGUAACCAGGAAGUUUCGGGAUGAGCCCAAGCCACGUUUUGGCUUGCUGCGCAGCCGGGAGUUCUACAUGAAGGACAUGUACACCUUUGACACCUCUGAAGAGGCAGCUCAGCAGACCUAUGAACAGGUGUGUGAUGCCUACUGCAGCUUCUUCAGCCGCUUGGGCCUUCCCUUUGUCAAAGUGCAGGCAGCCACGGGCAGCAUCGGCGGCACCAUGUCCCAUGAAUUCCAGCUCCCAGCAGACAUCGGCGAGGACAGGCUGAUGCUGUGCCCUGAGGGACAUUUUGCGGCCAACGUGGAAACAUUAAACAGGGAGCAAACCUCUUGCCCCACGUGUGGGGAGAAACUCACUGAGACCAAAGGGAUUGAAGUGGGGCACACAUUUUAUCUAGGCACCAAAUACUCCUCCGUCUCCAACGCUGUCUUCUGCUCCCCUGAGAACAAACUCCAGCUGGCAGAAAUGGGUUGCUAUGGCCUGGGUGUUACUCGCAUCCUGGCGGCCUCCAUCGAGGUGCUAUCUACAGAGGACAGCAUCCGUUGGCCGAGCCUCAUCGCUCCCUACCAGCUCUGCUUCAUCCCCCCCAAGAGCGGCAGCAAGGAGGAGGAGGAGGGAGCCAUGCGGCUGGAGCAGGUGUAUGACGACCUGGUCGAGGCACUGCCCCACCUUGCUGGUGACUCAGUGCUAGAUGACAGGACACAGCUGACCAUUGGCAAAAGGCUGAAGGAUGCCAACAAAUUGGGUUAUCCCUAUGUGGUCAUAGCUGGGAAGAGGGUCUUUGAGGACCCCCCAGUGUUUGAGGUUUGGCAUCAGAAUGCUGGUGAGGUUUUGUUCCUCACCAAGGAAGGUAUCAUUGAGUUGCUAAGUAAAGUGCAAAUCCCUUAA